Molecule: messenger RNA, 2894 nt
Organism: Patiria miniata (bat star)
Lineage: Eukaryota; Metazoa; Echinodermata; Asteroidea; Valvatida; Asterinidae
Product: dual specificity testis-specific protein kinase 2-like
Exons: 11
Coding region: 230-2206 (658 amino acids)
Biological process (GO): actin cytoskeleton organization; protein phosphorylation
Cellular component (GO): nucleus; cytoplasm
Molecular function (GO): ATP binding; protein serine/threonine kinase activity
Source: RefSeq, a predicted model, not a curated record
AAAGAGGUCUAGGAUCAAGACAGCCGCAAUGUUGACAAAAAAUUACCAAAAAAGGCUCAGAGAGCCGGAAAUGUUGCGAGUAGAUGCUGCUGUUUCUUCAGUUGAUCGACACAGGCAUAACAUUCCAAAAGUUGUCAUUCGGAAAACAGAAGUGCAGAUAAUGUAACGAGGGAGCAACACUGAAUGACAUUGUGUCAUUUAGAUCUCUCACGAUGGAAGUUGUUAACCCAUGUUGGGGUUUACCAGACAAGUAGACACAAUGUCCCAACGGGAAAGGCAUGUGCCUCCAAACUCUAUCCCCCUAAAGGUCAACACUAGUGGUUACCAGCCACAGCAGGGCACCAGUCCCUCCCGUGGCAACCCCAACUCUGGGCGGAGUGGACAGAACGGUAAGCGGGGUGUGGAAUGGAAUUGUGGUAACGUCGCCGACUCAGGAAGUCUGCCACUUAACGAUGCGUCGAGUUCCUCUAGUCCACCUACGGACCACCAUCCUGUAAGAUGCAUUCAUUGCGACCACACGUCCACCAGCCCGGACCGGAACCACUCCUUCCCGAGUACCAGGUCCGACCUCGUCCGGCACGACACAGUGGGUUACACACACUGUGACGGACAUGGUCAGGUAUGGUGCGACGGAAGGAAUCAGACACACUCUCGGACCCCUGCCGACUCCUUGCGACCUCUGAGCCCGGGGUCGUCGGCUGUGGAUAUGAAGACGUUGCUGGACAACGUAGCCCGAGUUGACGACUUUGACAGAGAAGAGAUUGGCAGUGGCUUCUUCUCGACAGUCUAUAAGGUGCGACAUAAGAAGACAGGGCAGGUCCUAGUCCUGAAGCUGAACAACAAGGAGUCAAGCUUUGCCAGCGUCAUCCAAGAAAUUCAGCUUCUCAAGAAACUGCAGCAUCCCAAUAUCAUCAAGCUCCUUGGAGUGUGUGUUCACGAAGCCAACAUCCAUGCAUUAAUAGAGUACAUGAACGGUGGUACCCUGAGUAGCGUCUUGCUAGACGAGUCACUCCAUCUGUCCUGGAUGACGCGGAUAGCUCUUGCCAAGGACAUAGCGUCGGGGAUGAGCUACUUUCACAUGCACUCCGUCAUCCACCGAGAUCUAACGUCCAUGAACUGUCUCAUCAAGAAAGCAAGUAACGGAUCUAUGCAUGCGGUGGUAGCAGACCUAGGGCUGGCAGCUAGAAUACCCAGAGAUCAGUCGGAGAAGCUACAAACUGUUGGAACUCCGUUCUGGACGUCGCCAGAAAACCUCACAGGAAAAUUCUACACUGAGAAAACCGAUUUAUUCUCCUUUGGUAUCAUCUUGUGUGAGAUCAUAGCCAGAGUGACCGCAAAUCCAGACGAACUUCCUAGAUUGCACAAUUUUGGACUCGACAUGGAAGCAUUCCGUAUGCUGAGUGGCAACUGCCCAGAGCAACUUCUCCUUGUAGCUUUCAGCUGUUGUAAUAUGGAACCCGGUAAACGCCCAGCCUUCACUGAGGUAGUUCUGAGCAUCAGGAACAUAGAAGCGGAUUUCACCAGACAGAGUAAACGACUUCCGUCCUUAUCAGGCCGUUUGAGAUCGCAGUCGACCGUGGUCGUUCCCUACCAGCUCCAUACAGUUCCUGAUGCCAGGCCCGCCCUGAUACGUUCCCCCCGCAAUUCCGUCGUCCGUAGCAACUCCGACUCCGGCUCCCGUCCCCGUAAAGUCAACGUCUCCAAGAAGUGGGUCAACCCCUUCGACACGCCACACUUGAAGAACGGCCAGACGAAACUGAUCGAGCAAACGUCCUCCAUUGUGCUGUCUGAGCUUCCUGCAGAGAUCCGGGUUCCCCUGCAAGAGAUGCUCCAAGAAGACGAAGAUGAGGAGGCGGAAAUUGCCAAGGAGGCAGCCGAGAGGUGCAUGAGGCAACGCUCCAAGUCACUGCCAAGCUCCCCAGUCAUCCAUCGGUUAGAACUCAAAGUGGACGAGAACAUCAACGUCAUCCACUCCAGUAGUGAUAUCAGCGAUGGCAUGAGCGUCGCUGACCGACGCAAGACUCUUUCUCCGGGCUUUGUCGCCUCAGAGUGGCUCGAGGGACGCAGGGCCGGCCGAGCCAGGAGUAAAACCACAUCAGAUGUGACAUACCUUAAAAGUGACCCGGGGCUCGGAGCAUUAAGCGAGGAUAAACUGGGCUUGGGGAGCCGAGAUCGUAAAAUCAUUGAAAGCUCAGAGGAUGCCUAGCAGUGCGUUGGACCUUCCUGGAUUUUUGUCCUUAGCCCCGCCCACCUUUGUUUGUGACUGAGUAUGACCAAACUAUUGUGGUCAGCUGACCAAAAGUGUUGAUCCUAUUGGUCAGUGCACACUGUUUGAUUGAAAAGUGGGAGGGGCUUGUGGGCAACUUCUGUACAGCACCAUAUUAAACUAGUCUUACACAGUAUGUGAGUGAAUGCAUCUUCCUGUUCAUCAGAUAUAUAUCUUCAUCUUCUUCCACUCUUCUUAAAUAUUCUGUCCAAGUAUUAGAAACUUUUUUUUUCCAUUUUUGUUGAGAGUUUCCAUUCAGUAUUUGCCCUUGUUUAUAUUUAAAGUCGGACCAGAUUUUAUGAAUAGGUGAAAAAUCUCAUGAUUGUGAUUUUCUUGGAUAUGCGAGGCUAGUAAAGAUUGGUUCAAGGGUCAAAAUUUGACCGUUAACAUUGCAUUGCUUUCGUUUGGUAUAAAGCGAGGUGGCACACAUCUGGAAUUAAGGUCGGAAUGUUUAAAAAACAAUUUUCGGUUUGUGUCUCUGCCCCUUUGUGAAGAGGUUUCCGAGUUUCCUUCGUACAAACAAGAGAUCUAGCCUAGUACAGCAAGUCACGAUUUUAGGUGGGCAAAUCGGAAGCUAUGUUGGGGGAAAAUAGCCUAUGGCUAUCUAGGAUAAUUUGACCAUUGAUUC